AGGGUUCUUUAUCUUCUAUGUUUAUGUUAACAAUCACUGUUCAUUAUCUUCUAUGUAUAUGUCGACAAUCACUGUUUGUACUUUGUAGGUAUUUCUUGGAAUUGUGGCUCCUUUUGUUGCUUCGACACUGCACCUACAAGAUCUGCCCAUCCACUAUUCCAGUUUCAUUGCCAUAGUUUUUGGCGUCACGGGUAUAUAAACCCUUAAUGCCAUGGACACUCAAUAUUUCUCUACACCUCCUUCUAAAGGAACUACUUUGAAAUCUGGAAGCAUUACGACCCCAGGCUCAUCGCCUCUACUUCCGUCGAUAACAAGGCUAUGGAGGCCAUCAGCACAAAGGAACAUUAGGAAUCAAUGGUCGAAGUUGUCGUCACUCAAACAACAAUGGGCUUCUUCUUCUUCAAGCGGGCGAUCUCAUGCUACCUCCAUUGUCAAUGCUUAUUUGUCUGAAAAGUACAUGCCUUCUAUGGAGCUGGGUUCUCUCAACGACAUGAUUGAUAUACGAAACAAAGCUUGUUUGAAAUUGUCUAAGCAGCAGGAACUUUAUCGAAGUAAACUCUUAUCUUCUUACAAGGAAAUGGUUGAUGUUGUAGUUCAGAUGGUAAAUGCAAGCAGACUAAUGAAGUGUUAUUUCAAGAGAUCAAGUAGUAGUUCACUCAUACAAUUUUCAACUAGCUCUGAGGACAAUCACAAUGAAGAUGCCGGAGAUGGUGGUGGCGUCUCAGUAUUUACAUUAUUGACAAUCCCUUGCUUUGAGAAAUUGGCAGAGGAGCUUGUUCAUAUGUUUGGGUUGGAGCUGAAUCUGAAGCGUCUGCUUUUGAUGGAACUACUUUCUCUUAGUUCUGAAUCCUCAACCAAAAGCUUGGUCUGGUCGGAAGAGCUUUACUCGGGGGAAUUCAACAACUUGCGUUUGUGCAACUUGUGGUCCAAGGAAACCAGCGAGCUGCUCCAUCCAACCUUGAAGGGUCAUGAAUGCAGUACACCUAUUGUCAGUCGUACCCAACACCCAAAUGCAGAAGUUUUGCAGGUUUAUCUUGUCACAUGGCUUGCAGAUGUGAACAUACACACAAAAAGAGUAGAUGAAAUAUUUGAAUUGGUUAGUGAGGAGAUUCAUGUCAGCCUAUCCUAGGAGGAUAGAUAGGAAUGCUUAAUUUCCUCGUGAUAUUGAAGCUAUGAAGGAGCUGUGAUUCUUCGUCGUGUAUCGACCAGCAUUGGGGCGUGCCCCUAAAGAAAGAGGAGAUGGUUUGUGAGAGUUCUAAAUCGAACUCUCAUAAAGGUUUUGGGAGGAUUGUUGUUUAUGGCAGGAAUAAACAACCAUUUAUGCUUAAAGGGUUUGUGCAGUUCGUUUUCCUAUCAAUAGGGCUAAGUCCACCCAUGCUUGUUAUUCAGGUCUGUUUGAAAUGAUUUUUUAAGUGUGUAAAAAUACUUUUUUCACUUAAAAAAUACUUGUUCAAGCACUUAAAAAGUCAUUUCAAACAGGUUCUUAUUUAGUGAUAGUAUAGCUUAAAUCCUUAUUUGAUUAGGCAAGACUAAAAAUGGCUAAAGAAAAUCUUUAUUAUCUAAAUUUGCAGUGUUGGGUGUAUA
This is a messenger RNA of Benincasa hispida (wax gourd), 1584 nucleotides long. RefSeq lists its product as uncharacterized. NCBI's taxonomy places the organism in Eukaryota, Viridiplantae, Streptophyta, Magnoliopsida, Cucurbitales, Cucurbitaceae. The record is from RefSeq and is a predicted model, not a curated record.